Molecule: messenger RNA, 546 nt
Organism: Eimeria tenella
Lineage: Eukaryota; Apicomplexa; Conoidasida; Eucoccidiorida; Eimeriidae
Product: inositol monophosphatase, putative
Exons: 5
Coding region: 1-546 (181 amino acids)
Biological process (GO): signal transduction; inositol metabolic process; phosphatidylinositol phosphate biosynthetic process
Molecular function (GO): inositol monophosphate 1-phosphatase activity
Source: RefSeq, a predicted model, not a curated record
AUGUUCAGCGCAGAGCGAGGCAAAGGGGCCCACCUUAACGGAGUGCCCGUAAAGAGCUCGGGGUGUACAGACAUUGGAGCGGCUCUCGCGUGUGUCUCCUUCGGCGUCUCCACGCUGCGGCAGCUAGAAGUAACAACAGACGAAACGCGUCGGGCCUACCUCAAAAGAUUUCAAGAAUGCGUAUUGAGUAACGUGGGCUACUUGACACUCAACUGUUUAGACAUUCGACACAUUGGCAGCACAGCAAUGGAGCUGUGUUAUCUCGCUGCGGGCCGGCUGGACUGCUUAGUCACCUUUGGACCUAAGGAAUGGGAUCUUGCUGCUGGCUGUCUUAUCUUGGAAGAAGCCGGCGCCGUCUGCAGCGACCUGCGAGGCAACCAGCCCGUGAGCAGCAGCAGCACCUGCAGCAACAGCAGUAGCAGCAGCAGCAGCAGCAGCACCUGCAGCAGCACCUGCAGCAACAGCAACCGCAUGUGCAGCAGCAGCAACCGCACCUGCAGCAGCAGCAGCCGCAGCAGCCUCACAUGCCAAGUAAAGGGCUACUAG